This is a messenger RNA of Annulohypoxylon truncatum, 324 nucleotides long. RefSeq lists its product as uncharacterized. The transcript has a single exon. The record is from RefSeq and is a predicted model, not a curated record. Lineage: Eukaryota; Fungi; Ascomycota; Sordariomycetes; Xylariales; Hypoxylaceae. The coding region runs from base 1 to 324 and encodes 107 amino acids.
AUGUUCAACAUGAAGGUCCUCUUCUUCGCUUUCCUGCUCCUUGCCACUGAUGUGCUGGCCGCCCGCAUCAACUACAGCGCCAAGUACCACGACGGCAAGAAGGUCGCCCGUACUUCUAAGAACGGCGAAGUUGCCGACAACGUAGCGCAAUCCAUCCUAUCCGGAAUGCACACGUGGUCUGGCGGUGCCUACCAGGCCGGAAUGUCCAAGUACGGCUUCAUCCAGAUCACCAACUCUCAGGUCGCCGCAUCCAAGGGCGCAGCCAGCGCGCAGGUGCAGCAGAUGCAAACCCUCAUCCACCAGCACGCCACGGCCAGCGAAUAG